AUGGCGCUUCACUUCCUCGCGGGUGUUGUUCUCACGGCACCUCAGCAGCAACGUGUCGCGGGCGACAUCAGGCCAUUUAAGAAGGUUCCAACCGACUUUACCGGCUGCUUUGAACCUGAUGUCAUACCGCUGCUCCCUCCCGUCUCCGGUCCCAUCGGAGGAAAACACUGGCAAAAUGACAUGCUGUUUUCGCCGCCUUUACAAGAUGCCACAAAAUGGAGAGAACUACACUAG
Molecule: messenger RNA, 234 nt
Organism: Metarhizium brunneum ARSEF 3297
Lineage: Eukaryota; Fungi; Ascomycota; Sordariomycetes; Hypocreales; Clavicipitaceae
Source: RefSeq, a predicted model, not a curated record